Gamsiella multidivaricata is the source of this 3630-nucleotide messenger RNA. RefSeq lists its product as uncharacterized. Gene Ontology annotation, molecular function: histone H3T3 kinase activity. Gene Ontology annotation, biological process: intracellular signal transduction; mitotic cell cycle. The coding region runs from base 73 to 3552 and encodes 1159 amino acids. The transcript has 4 exons. Gene Ontology annotation, cellular component: cytoplasm; nucleus. NCBI's taxonomy places the organism in Eukaryota, Fungi, Mortierellomycota, Mortierellomycetes, Mortierellales, Mortierellaceae. The record is from RefSeq and is a predicted model, not a curated record.
CUCACACACAUCCCUGCCUCGCUUCACUCUCAUCACUUCGAAUCCUUUGCAUGCCCACUCCCCUCUCUUGACAUGCAUGCGCCUUCGUCCUUGCGCUCCCAACAACCCUCAAAGUCAAGCCUUAAGACAUACGGCAGCCGUGGCAAACGAGCAUCAACCUCUGCUACAACUUCAGCAAACACCGUCUCCAACACCAGACAAUUUAGCUGGGAACGACUCGAGAAUGAACGGAAGGCACGAAUCGAGAAAGCACGAGCUCACCGCGCAUACCAAGUAGAGCUUGCGAACUCGGUCGCUGCAGACGCUGACCUCAAAUCCGAGUUGUAUUCUGACCCAGAGUCCGCAGACGAAGUACCGAAUAUGCAGUUACAGGCUGUAUUGGUACCACAGGAUGGACCCGCGAGGCAAAAUAGUCUGACCGAUUUAGCUCCAGGAAAUAUUUUAUCGGCAGCGCACGAGGUGCAAACGGAGGCGGGAUCUUGGUCGGGAGCAGGACCCAGUGCGAUUCCUCAGGUACAGAACUCUGCGGCAACAACAGGGCAUCCUUCUCUCAGUUCGUCAAUAUCUUCGUCGACAGUCGCACCGGGCGCAUGUCGAAAGGUCAUGUUCCAGGAGAAAACGCUUUUCGCAGAAGCCGAUGAGGAGGAGGAUCAAGAUGAAGUAGACAGCGAGGUCUUGUUCAGGACGCCGUCAUUUCAUAUCCUGCAGAAACUCAAGCAGAUGCCAAAACCGCGUUUCAUUGUCGAACCUCGAGUGAACCCAUUCGGAUUUGAAUCGUCAUCAGCCCCAAAAUCGGAAACAGCAGACAGCUCAGUAAUAGUGAAGGUGAGCGCAGAUCUUCCGGAGCUAUCAACAGCUGGUUUGGCUUCCUCACUAGCAACAACAACAACGGCUAGGAACAGGUUUCUGGACUCGCCAACCACAAAAAAAUCCAUGGACAUCCUGAAUAAAAGGGCCCAACAGUUGGUGGAUAUACAAAAUAACCGCAAGAGCAACAUCUCCACAGUGCCAGCCGUGUCAAGUCAUGGCCUGGGUACGGAAGCUGGUCAGUGCCAUUCAAUGGAACUACCCAAAGUUCAGAGUAAAGUCAAUAGUCGCUCACUCCAACAUAUCAGCAACGAAGGUUACGACGAUCCACCGCGGAGACAAUACACCCCAACCCCUCAAAGCAGCCGCGAGACUACACCGGACCCUGAAGUCGGUAGGAACCAAGCGAUUCAGGAUGACUGCGUGGAUCUAGCAUUGGGCAAACGGAUAUCCGAUAUCCAAAUCACACCAAAGCGCCUACUUGCCAAGCAACGAAUAAUGGCCGCACACAAAUCACCGUCUGUACCACCGCCACCACCAUCAUUCUUGGACUUAAUCGAGGCAUACGAUCCUCUGAAUGUUGCUCCACCAGAACCACUCAAACUUUCCCUGGACCGCGAUAUACCCGAUGACGAGAAUGACCAAUUUGACGAACUUUUCAUUCAUGCUCGACAAAGCAGACCGACGCUAUUAACGACGCCAUUGCGAUCGAGUAGACCACUCCAAAGCAAGAAAGGAAGUCUCUUGGUUCAUUCUCCAGUGCGCAAUUCGGAUCCGCGCAGCAUGUCAACGCUUACGGCGCCAGCGAGAUUACAACGACCAAGAUUUGAGCGGCGUAGUCCAACCAAACAAAUGUCUCCACUCAAUUCGACACUACCAUCUCUUCGACCUAAUGUACUGGACUCUGUUCCCAAUCCGUUUUACGACAAUUCGAAUCUGUUAGGACGAGAGCCAACACAGCCUAAACCUGUACAGCAGAAACUGUCGCCAUUUAAGCAAACCUUGACGCCAGCGUCCUAUGUACCUAAACUUCAACAGCUACAACCACAGCCACAGCCAAAACAGCAACAACAACCCGGAGGAAACAUGCCGCCAGUACGGCCAAUACGACAGGUUCGAUCGUUGAAGCGACCUCCUGCAGUGUUGGUCAAUAGUCGCAAAUCGGUCUUUCGACCAACCGUGGACGACCUGCUUUCAAUCUGCGACCAGCGCUUCUUUACUCAAUUUCAAAACCCAGAUAGGAACGAUGAUACGACAGUUCGCCGUCGCUAUCAAGUAGCAGAAGGAAAUGAUCCAAAGGGCAUCUUGGAUUUUGACUCGCUCCUCCCAGAGUGUUUGGCUUUAUCCUUGACGAAGAUUGGCGAGGCUUCGUACUCUGAAGUUUACACCGUCGAGUUGCCCAUCCAGCAGCGCCGGCGACAGAAGCAAGCACAGCAGAAUCCGGUGUUGCAUUACAAGGACGAGGACGAUUUUGCGCUCUUCCAGUCACCGAAGCUCAACGACUAUGUCAGAGAAUUAUCAGAGGAUAAUCUCGUUAAUGCACGGAACAGUGUCGAUGAUGGCAAUGGAUCGUCGACGAGACUAGUGAUGAAGGUGAUGCCUUUCUUUGACGACCAGAUUGGAAGCACCGCAGGCGGUGCGGUUGUGGAACAACGCUCAUGCAGGACAAAGGGCAAGGCCAGCAACAAGGCCGAGUCGACGAUGCUUGCACUUGAGGACGUAUAUCGCGAAUGCAUGGUUUCGACGCAAAUCAUGCACGGUUGGAAAGGGUUUAUCGGUAGUUUUGGCGCAAUUGUUGUGAAAGGAAGAUACCCAAAGACAUUUCUCGCAGAAUGGGAUAAGUUUCGAAGAGGAAACGGCACCGAAAGCGUGCGGCCAGAUGUCUACGCCAGGGAGCAACUGUACUGCGUGAUCCUAUUGCCUUACGGAGGAAUCGAUCUCGAGCACUGCCCGCUUUCGAACUGGCAACAAGCCUGGAGUGUUCUGGCGCAGCUCGCAGCAUCGCUCGAGUCGAAGGAGCAGGCUCCGUUUUGGUUCGAGCACCGCGAUCUGCACUGGGGCAACAUCCUUGUGAAGGGAACGCGGCAAGAGCAAUUGAUCUUUUCAAAACGUGAACCUUCGGACCGUGCUGCUGUCACUAAUGGUGCCAGCAUUGGUACUGAUGCGGAUGGAUUGGAAUAUAAAAACAACAAGAUCUCGAGAAUUAUACCGACAUGCGGGAUCCUUGUCCAGAUGAUCGAUUUUACACUGGCAAGAGUUCAAGGACGUACGUGUGCAAUCCAUUUUGUACAUGAGGACACUUGGAUACAAUUUGGUAAGCAAUGCCUUGACCUAACAUUCCGUUUCACAUAUCUAGACAAAGGAAAUCUGAUAUACAUGGAUCUGGAAAAGGAUCUUGAUCUAUUUCGAGGUGAAGGCGAUUACCAGUUUGAUAUCUAUCGUAAGAUGCGCAAGCAGGUCAGCAAAGACUGGGCCACUUCUUGUCCCAGGACCAAUCUCUUUUGGCUCCAUUAUGUCGCCGACAAGCUGUUGACAGAAAAAGACCUAGCGAAACCCAGGUCCAAGUCCAAAUCGUUUUCAUCUCGUGUCAAGGAUACUGAUGAGGACGAUCAGCAACAGAUAAUGGAGAUGUGGUGCUACGAAAGAGUGCUGGCAGUAUCGAGGAUGAAUCUUGACCGACUCGAUCUGUCUGGACAAACACCGUCUGCGGGUGUUAUUGAUCUGCUCUUCCGCGACCAGCCAUGAGUCUCCACUUACUUUUGAUGAUAGAUUUGAAGUGCCAAGGUAUAUACUUUUGUCAAGUAAAGAAGCGAUGACACCAGU